AUGAAGACCUGUUGUUCCUUCCUGCUAUUACUAUGCGUGGCACAGCUGCUCUCCCCAUCCGGUGCCCUGCCGUUCGAGCAGAAAGGCUUCUGGGAUUUUGCCUUGGACAGUCUAGACAUUGACAUGAAGGCCAUGAUGAAAGAUGAGGAAGAAGGAUCAGCCAUUGAAGAGUUGCCCACUCCUGAAAUGCCCACCUGCCCCUUCGGCUGCCAGUGUCGACUCAAAGUGGUCCAGUGCUCUGACCUUGGUCUGAGUGAGGUGCCAAAUAAUAUUCCUCCUGACACCAGAUUCCUGGAUCUUCAGAACAACCACAUCACCGAACUGAAAGAGAACGACUUCAAGGGCCUCACCAAUUUAUACGGAUUAUCUCUGAGGAACAACUACAUCUCUAAGGUCCACCCCAAGGCAUUCCUCCCUCUCCAGAGCAUGCAGAAGCUCUACUUCUCCAAGAAUCUGCUGACUACGAUCCCCAAAAACUUGCCUCCUUCCUUGGUGGAGAUCAGGAUCCACGAGAACCGCAUCAAGAAGGUGCAAUCUGGUGCCUUCUCUGGACUGGGCACCAUGAACUGCAUAGAGAUGGGAGGCAACCCCAUCCAGAACAGUGGUUUUGAGCCUGGUGCCUUCAAGGGUCUCAAACUGAACUUUUUGCGCAUAUCAGACAGCAGACUGACUGGAGUGCCCAAAGAUCUUCCCGAGAGUCUCCAUGAGCUUCAUCUUGACCACAAUGAGAUCCAGGCUGUGGAACUGGAAGACCUGAAACGCUAUAAGAACUUGUUCAGGUUGGGUCUUAGUUUUAAUCACAUCCGUAAUAUCGAAGGUGGAAGUCUUGCCUAUUUAGCGCAUCUCAGAGAGCUGCACUUGGACAACAAUCGUCUCUCCACGGUUCCCAAAGGCCUCCCAGAUAUGAAAUACUUGCAGGUGGUGUACCUUCACAACAACAACAUCGGCAAAGUGGAUUUGAACGCCUUCUGUCCUAAAGGACCAGCAGGAACGAAGAGGGCUUUCUACCACGGCAUCAGUCUCUUCGCCAACCCCGUCAACUACUGGGAGGUGCAGCCUGCAACGUUCCGCUGCGUCAGCGGCCGAAUGGCCGUCCAGUUCGGAAACUACAAAAAGUAGAGGAGGGGAGUUUGCUCGCAAAUGCAGAUUAGGAGGGUCUCAUGAUGGAGGAAUGAAGGAGACAGUUUAAAUUAAUAAAAAAAAAUCUAAA
This is a messenger RNA of Syngnathoides biaculeatus (alligator pipefish), 1210 nucleotides long. It is a transcript of the gene bgnb, whose product is annotated as biglycan b. The record is from RefSeq and is a predicted model, not a curated record. Bases 1 to 1119 code for a protein of 372 amino acids. Lineage: Eukaryota; Metazoa; Chordata; Actinopteri; Syngnathiformes; Syngnathidae. Gene Ontology annotation, molecular function: protein binding. The transcript has 7 exons.